GAGCGAGAGAGAGAGAGAGAGAGAGAGAGAGAGAGAGAGAGAGAGAGGCGUCUCUUCGCGUCCGGCACAACGAGCUCAUUACCGUUUCUCUCUCUCUGCGCGCCUGGAAACGGAUUUACGCGGCACGAACCGGAGGAGUUCCGAGGACUAGUAGGAUGCUGAGUAUCUUUCCUCCUCGCCACUGUUCUCCACCGUGCUCUCCAUGACCUGAGAGCGCCGCCACAGCGGGAGGAACGAAACACCAGAGAGCGAGAGAGAGAGGAAGAGGAGGGUAGAAGGUCAGGGAAGGACGGAAGACACCUUUUUAGUUGUUAUCCUUUGUUUUCCCUUUCUGAAAUGGCGGCGACGGAGGCCAGCGCUGCACCAGUGGUCCAGGAGGACGGGAAAACCCCCGAGAGCAAGCCCACAGAGGCGGAGCAACCGGCGCAAAACGCCAACGCCAACUCAGAGACUGUGAACAGCGAGGUGGUCGACAAAGACGGCGCCGCCGUCAACAGCGAGGUGGUCGACAAAGACGGCGCCGCCGUCAACAGCGAGGUGGUCGACAACAAAGAGACUGUGAACAACGACGCGGCGGCGGCUGCGGAUGGAAACGAGGAGGGAGGAGCAGCGGCGGGCGGAGAGGAGGCGGCAGCGCCUCAGAGCUCGGAGAACGCCUCCUCUGCCGAGCCCAAGACCUCGUUCCUGGACUCGUUCCUCAACAAGAGCGGCCUGGGGAAGGUGAUGGGAGGGAGGAAGAAGAAAGAGCAGAGCGCAGCCGCCGGAGGAGGAGAGGAGAGCGCCACCGAGGGAGGAGCCGAGGGCGAGAAGGGAGAGGAGGCUGCGGCCGCUGAGGGCGGAGCCGAGGGAGGAGCCGAGGGAGAGGCAGCCAUAGAGAAGGCUCCGGAGAACGGCGAGAAGGAGGAGGAGAAGAAAGACAAGGGAAAACCGUCGGAGGGGAAAUCCAGCGUCCGAGAUCUGAUCAGGAAACCGGUGGCGAGGAUCUUCUCCCAUCGCAGCACCGAGAAGAAGGACGGCGCCGCCGCGGAACCCCAGAAACCAGUCAAGGUCCGAUCCAAGUCCCUGGACCGGCUUGAAGAUCCCGAAGCACUUAACGCCACCGCAGACGCCGCCGUGGAGGAGGAAGGAGCAGCGGGGGGAGCGGAGGCAGAAGCGGAGGAGGAGCAGAAGACCUCGUCCUCCUCGGCAGCCACCAAGCACAUGAAGCGCUGGCACUCCUUCAAGAAGCUCAUGGCUCAGAAGGCGCACAAGAAGAGCUCGGGAGGAGCGGAGGACGCUAAGGAGGAGGCGGCGGAGGCAGAAGGAGGCGGCGGAGACUCGUCCACGCUGGACUCCAAGGAGUCGGGCCAGAAGAGGUGGAAGCUGAAACGCUCCUGGACCUUCCAGGGCCUGAAGAGGGACACGUCCAUGGUCGGCAUCAGCGGCAAGGCCAAGGGCUCCGACAAAGACUCUGCUGACAACGCCAAGCCCGAGGAGGCGGCGGCGGCAGUAGGAGGAGACGAGGCCGGAGACGAGGCCAAGGCAGAGGGAGGAGCAGAGGAGGCCAAGGCAGAGGAGGGGGGCGAGGACAAGGAGAAGGCGGAGGGAGGCGAGGAGGAGAAGGCAGCGGCAGCCGGAGGCGGGACGGUGACGCAACACGCCAACGAGAUCUGGACCUCGUUCAAGAAGCGCGUCAUCCCCAAGUCCAAACGAGCCAACACGGAGUGCGCCGCCAGCGCGGAGGAGGACGCCGCCGCCGCCGCCACAGCAGCAGCUGCCGCCUCAGGUGAGGAAGGAGCCGCCGAGGAGGGCAAGUCGGCCAAGGCCAAGCGCACGCAUUUCAACCGCGCGGUUUCCCUGAAGAACUUCAUCCUGCGAAAGGGCAAAUCCACCAGCGUGGACCAGGGCGAGGGCGCCAAGGAGGAGGAGGAGGAGGCCGCCGCCGUGGAGGGAGCUGAGGCAGCCGAGGAAGGAGGCGCCAACGACGAGGCCGCCACAGCGACGGCCGAGGAGACCAACGACAAAGACGCGGCGGCGGCGUCCGAGAAGACGCCGGCGGAGGGCGGCGAGGCGGCGAAGACGCCGGCAGCGGCUCCGGUGACCAACGGGGAGAACGGCUGCUCCAACGGCACGGCGGAGGAGAACGCCUCACACAAUCACCAGGAGGAGGAGGAGCAGGAGAAGACGACGGCGAGCAGCCCGGUGAAGAAGACCAAGGAGGCUGGGGGAGUGAAGGAGGAGGCCAACACCAAGAUCAUCAACGCCACGGCGGCUGUGAACAGCGACAAAAAGGCGGGAAACGUGUGAGGCCACACAAAGAGGAUUAAAACUGCCCGGGAUUCGCUGAGCAAGGAGCUCUGAGCCCCGCCCACCCUCACCCCCCUCCUCCCCUCCAUCCCCCUUCUUCUUCUUCCUCCUCCCGAAUAAGCGGAGUGAUCACGUGUCACCACGGUGAGAGAGAGAGAGACUGAGAGAGCGAGAGAGAUGCGAUUCACGUAGAUGAGAAGUGAAAAAUAAAUAAUUACUCAGAAAGCAAUAAUUCAAUGCUUCUCCCCGCCCCCCCAUCAGCCCCCCCGUCGUCCGACACAUGCGUACGUACAGACAGACGUGUACAUCCAGUGUUUUUACUUCUUUUCUUUGCUUGUCUGUGAGAUUUUAUAUUGUCUACGAGAGAAAAGAAAAACGCAGAAAUGUAUAAACAAAAAAAUCGAGCCCCCCCCCCCCUUGUUGAACGACAUGAACUCUGCUCUCCGUCUCUGCCGACUCCUGAUUGGUGGAUUGAAAAGAACAAAAAAAGGACAAAAAAAAGACUUAGUUUUAUAUCGACGGCCAUUUUGGUUUGUAGUUCCCCCCCCCCCCCUCCCCCUCCUCCCCCCCCCCCAGUAGAUAUUUGACAGUGUACAGCAGGACCACGUUGCUCCGGUGUAUAAACCGCCCUGAGGACGGCCACUCCCCCGACCAACACUUCAACGUCUCCAGCUCUGUGUGUUCAAUGUUUUUUAGACUGUUAUAUUGUGUACAUGACAUUAAAUGGAAAAAAAGAAAAGAAAAAACACCAUCCAAUAUUGUUAUUGAAGUCAAAAUGAUUUUUUUCUCUUCUUUUUCCCCCCGUUCGGUUUGGAUUCUCUCUUUUCUUUGUUUUUUUUUUUUAACAUCUUCUCACCGUUACCGCAGUCUGAUGAUAUGCUGUAAUUAAAACAUAAUAAUAAUAAUGAUAAUAAUGAUGAUGAUGAUGAUGAUGAUGAUGUUUUGUUGGUUCCAAGUUUUCACAUGUCCGCUAGCAAAUUGUCAAAAGAAAAGAAAAAAAAAAAAUAGUUCAAUAAAGACUAAAAUCUAACAACUAAACUGCAAA
Messenger RNA from Scophthalmus maximus (turbot), 3331 nucleotides. RefSeq names its product apolipoprotein B receptor. The record is from RefSeq and is a predicted model, not a curated record. Lineage: Eukaryota; Metazoa; Chordata; Actinopteri; Pleuronectiformes; Scophthalmidae. Bases 337 to 2286 code for a protein of 649 amino acids. The transcript is spliced from 4 exons.